AUGUUGCAAAUGAUCCACCCCGAACACGACGUCCACCGAACAGAGAUCUCCGGCGACCCUCCCCUAUUCGUAGCCUCCGAGCACUCCAACGACGGCAGACACCAUCUCCUCCUCGCAGCCAGCGGUUCAGUAGCAACCAUCAAAAUCCCCAACAUCCUCCAUGCCCUCUCUCACCACCCCAAUCUGUCCAUCCGCCUCGUGCUCACCCAAUCCGCAUCCACCUUCCUCGCAGGCCAGAGCGCGGAACAACCUCAUAUCGAGAUCCUACGUCGAAUCAAGAAUGUGGAUGGCGUCUAUCUCGAUGAAGAGGAGUGGCAUCAUCCGUGGAAACGCGGGAAUGGCAUUCUUCACAUUGAGUUGAGGAGAUGGGCACAUAUGCUUGUUAUUGCUCCUCUUAGUGCCAACACACUGGCUAAAAUUACUGGUGGAUUCAGCGAUAACUUGCUAACGAGUGUGGUGCGAGCUUGGGAUCCGACAGGCCAGUUGGAAGAAUCAAGUCAGGAGCCCGGACUGCCGAGGCUUAAGAAGAGGAUUAUUGUUGCUCCAGCGAUGAAUACUGCCAUGUGGAGGCAUCCUAUAACGAAAUCUCAGAUCAAGGUGUUGGAGGAGGAUUGGGGCGUUCGUGAGGAAAGCAUGGACUCGCAUGAGGAAGAGAAUGAUGGAUGGUUCGAGGUGUUGAGACCCCAGGAAAAGGAGCUGGCUUGUGGCGAUGUGGGAGAUGGAGCUAUGAAGGAUUGGAAAGAGAUCGUGGAGGUUAUUGAGAAGAGGUUUGAGCCUCUCCUUUCUCGCGUUUUCGCUUCGCGUCGUGUCUAUUUCCCCACGCGUUUUCAAGAACUCCAUCCAAGUCUUGGUAUCGGGAUUGUGAGCCAGCACCAGGCCAUCCUUGCCAUUAUCGAUAGACCUCAUCCCCUCCAGUCUUUCACUGCCAAAGCCGUCGCAGCCAAGAUGGCUCGACAGACAAUUAAACCUCACAGGCAGGAACGCGAGGUCAAUCAAACCCGGCGGGGAAAAUCAGCUCGUAUUUCCGGUGCCCAGGAAGUAAACAGCGCGAAUGUUAAGCGAACUGUCUCCGCAGCUGGUAUCUUCAAGAAGAAGCCAAAGGUCAAUCUGCGCGAGAAGAAGCACCAUCGACGCAGAGAAGUCAGAGAGCCAACUCCGGAGCCUGAGCUUUUGGAUUACUUUCGAGAUGGCAUUGAGAUAACUCGUGAUGCUCUGAACGCGAAUGCCAAGGCAAACUUCGAUGAUGUCCAUGCUGGCUUUUCUGAAAGACUCGAGGUCUCCAAGAGUACAAGUGGAUCCUUCUUUCAAGAACUCGCAGAAGCCGCUGCUACUCUAAGCGCCCCACUCCUGAAUGAGAAAAUCGAGACUACCAUCAGCAGGGACGGCAAACGCAAGACCGAAGUGGUCGAGAUUGGCAAGCGUGUAUCAACAUUCAAGAAGUUUGUCGAGAAGGAGGAGGUCAAGUUGAAGGAAUCUUGGAAGCACUGGGAGGACUUACAGAACGAGUAUAUCGAGCUGGGUGUCGAAGUGUUUGGGCCAGAGGUCUUUGGUGCCGCUGCUACUGGCUUGAAGGUCAGGCAGAAAGGUUUCCAAAGAGAGAUGGAGUUGCUGGAUCUGGAGCACAGUUCUCGUGUUGGGGAGUUUGAUGAGGAGAUUGAGGAUACUGGACCAAAAAUCUUGCAAAAGAUGAAAGCUUCGGAGAAGGAGUUGGACGUCGCGGCGAAGAAAGAGCAAGCAAGACUGCUGCAAGCACUCAUUCAAGAUUAA
This is a messenger RNA of Hyaloscypha bicolor E, 1767 nucleotides long. Its product is annotated as flavo protein. The coding region runs from base 1 to 1767 and encodes 588 amino acids. Gene Ontology annotation, cellular component: phosphopantothenoylcysteine decarboxylase complex. The transcript is spliced from 6 exons. Gene Ontology annotation, molecular function: FMN binding; phosphopantothenoylcysteine decarboxylase activity. The record is from RefSeq and is a predicted model, not a curated record. NCBI's taxonomy places the organism in Eukaryota, Fungi, Ascomycota, Leotiomycetes, Helotiales, Hyaloscyphaceae. Gene Ontology annotation, biological process: coenzyme A biosynthetic process.